Molecule: messenger RNA, 1656 nt
Organism: Apis florea (little honeybee)
Lineage: Eukaryota; Metazoa; Arthropoda; Insecta; Hymenoptera; Apidae
Product: ras-like protein family member 10B
Molecular function (GO): GTPase activity; GTP binding
Source: RefSeq, a predicted model, not a curated record
AACGAAUUGAAAGCCGGCGAAUAGCACACGCGUCAAUCACCAUCGUUGAUCGCUCCUUGGCCGUAAGCUCGAGAGAGCAGCGAUGCCAGUCGGGCUGCGAGCUUCGACCGCGAAGCUCGCCCCUCCUCGCAGGUGUGACAGUCUGUGUUCAUGCCUCGACCCGUGGUAAUCGCGCGUUCACCUCGAUGGACCGCGGGAGAAAAGAGAACGACCUGCACUCUAAGCCGACUUUAUAUGGCAACAAACGCCUUCUUGAACUCGAUCUGGAUUACUUGGAAAGGAGAGGAGGCGAGACAAUAACUUGUGAAAACGCCGAAAGCGGAUCGAAAGAGGAGGAAAGCCCCGCAGACACUCUGGAUCGUGUCAAAGUUGUGUUUCUCGGUGCACCCAGGGUGGGAAAGUCCAGCAUAAUUAGGCAAUUCGUUUGGAGCGAAUUCAGCGAAGAAUACAAGCCAACUGAACGUAGAGAGACUUUCUAUCCGAGCGUGGUACUUGCCGAUCGAUUAUACGAACUAAAAAUCACGGAUCUACCAAUGAUCCCGUACUUUCCGGUCAGCUCGCACCUCGAAUGGACGGACUUUCGUUAUUACGGAUUACGAAGUGCGAACGCUUACGUUCUCGUAUUCGAUCUCAGCAACCAGGACACGUUUCAGCACAUUAGAAUGUUACGAGAUCAAAUCUACGAAGCACGAGACAUGAGGGGCGUACCGUUAUUGGUAGUUGGGAACAAACAAGACGAAUUGUCGCCUGCGGCUGCUUCCGGAACUCGCUACAGGGACAUCGUUAAUCUCGUUCGAAAGCACUGGCGAUGCGGCUACGUGGAAUGUAGCGCCAGAUUUAACUGCCGUGUUGUGCAGGUGUUUCGUGAAUUAAUGAAGAGUAUUCAAGCCGUGGAAGGACGACCACCUUCCCCCACGCCUGCACCUUCACAACCCUUGCGAUCUCACUCGCAUGACACCAGCGAAAAAUGUAUUCUUCUCUGACAUUGAAGCCAGAAAAUCAACGUGCUCGACUUUUGCGACCACAUUAUCAAAAGAAGUUGCUUCUAUCCAUACCAUGAUACAGGGUCGUAGAUUUUUUGAGCCAGAAAUGGAAAAUGCGAAACAAUUAUUUCCGGUGUCAUCUAACGGAAUUGUAAUAUGAAAUACAAAAGAAUACAUGAAUUUCUUCGGUUCAUCAAUCGAUAAUGCAGUAACUGAUAAUACAGAAUGCAGUAUUGUAAUUACUAGUCAAGACAUUGAGAUCUUUCAUCGAAAAUAUGAACAGUUUUUUAUGAAAAGAUUCUAAACGUUUUUAUCAUUUUUAUAAAUUUAAUAACUAUAUAAUAAGUACAAAUUGAAACAAGCAAUCAAAAGUUAUUUUAAAGUAAGAUGAUUUUAUUAUUUUUCAAUUAAUUUUAACUUUGUCUUCAUUGUAAUUUUAACUUUGUCAUCUUGAUUGAUUAUUUUUUGCAAUAGAUCUCUCAAAAUUCAUGAAUCAGUAUUUUAUCAGUAUUAUGAGAAUCUAGUUAUGGAGAAAAUAUUGAAUAUACAUACUUCGCGAAUCGAAGAAGCUUCAGAUCUUGUCUGUGAAUAUUAUCAUCAAAACUGCUCAUUGUGUAAUUUUAACACUGAAAAAUAAUGCAAUCAUGUUAUACAACUGCUCUUUUGAGAAUGA